Molecule: messenger RNA, 708 nt
Organism: Notodromas monacha
Lineage: Eukaryota; Metazoa; Arthropoda; Ostracoda; Podocopida; Cyprididae
Source: the annotation of a GenBank genome assembly
AUGGAGGCAAAUCAACUGGUAAUCGCCAUCGAUGGACAGUCGUCCAGUGGUAAAAGCACAUUGGCCAAGGCCAUCGCCAAAGCAUUGGGAUUGGUGCAUAUUGAUUCGGGUGCUAUGUAUCGGGCACUUACCCUGUAUGCGAUGCGUUAUUGGGGUGAUAAAUUAACCCAGUUAAGUGCCCAAGAAUUGGAGGGUUGGCUUCAAACUCAAUACGCCCAUAUGCAGAUAUCAUUUGUUAAAGAUCCCCAGACUCAGCAAAAUCAAACGCAUUUAAAUCAAGAAUUGGUGGAAUCCGAGAUUCGAACCAUGGAGGUAUCCAAUAGGGUGAGUAAAAUAGCCCAAUUGGCCUCGGUGCGCACUUUUUUAAUAGACCAACAACGGCUAUUGGCGGCCAAGGGCGGUGUGGUAAUGGAUGGCCGCGAUAUUGGUUCCAAUGUAUUGCCCAAUGCCCAAAUUAAAUUAUUCGUAACAACAUCCAUUCAUACCCGUGUUCAACGGCGUUUGGAAGAACUCAAAAUAACCGAUCCCAAUGUGACCUAUCAAGAGGUGGAAGCCAAUCUGAAGGCCCGCGAUUUUGACGAUGAGAACCGAAGUUUGGCCCCGCUAAUACAGGCGGAUGACGCCAUGGUGAUUAAAAAUGAGGGGCUUACCAAGGAAGAGGUGUUGGAACAAGCAAUGAAAUAUAUUCAAAAGGCGCUUCUCAACUAA